Messenger RNA from Plutella xylostella (diamondback moth), 1024 nucleotides. Its product is annotated as endocuticle structural glycoprotein ABD-4-like. The record is from RefSeq and is a predicted model, not a curated record. Gene Ontology annotation, molecular function: structural constituent of chitin-based larval cuticle. Lineage: Eukaryota; Metazoa; Arthropoda; Insecta; Lepidoptera; Plutellidae. Gene Ontology annotation, cellular component: chitin-based extracellular matrix.
UCAGUCUUCACCGAAACGCGUAAGGAAUCGGUGAUAAAAUUACCCGCCGUCGCCAUUUUAAUUUUUCGACGAACGAAAAUAUUCUGUGGUCGAAAAGUUUUAGGCGGGAAAAAUUGUGUUAUUUUUAGGGCUGUAUUUUUUAUAGUUAUUUAAUUUUUUUAAUUGUGACAAUGUUUUCAAGAGUUGCAGUAUUUUUUGUGCUGUCCUCAACCUGUGUCGUGCUCGGCCAGCAGUCGGACGACAUCAUCAGGAACGACUUCGAGGGGCCCAACCCCGAUGGGUCCUACAAGUGGGCGCUGCAGACUGAAGGAGGCAUCUUCCACGAGCAGCGCGGCUCGCAGGCGCCCCCUGGCGGCGCGGGGGAGGUGGUCGAGGGACAGUACCAGUACACCGCGCCGGAUGGUCAGAUAAUCCGGCUCCUAUACAAAGCGGACGAGACCGGCUUCCACCCGGUCGGGGACCACCUCCCCACCCCGCCCCCCAUCCCCCCCGCGAUCCAGCGCGCGCUGGACUACCUCGCCUCGCUGCCGCCAAGGGCAGACAACGAUUAUAACUACUAAGGACAGAAAGGAGAUAAAAAAAUAUGUUUUAAAAAAAAUUAUAACUAGUAGGGACAGAGAGGGGAUAUUUUUUGAGACUAUAGUUAAAGACAAUUGACAAUAAUCGGUACCUUAAGCCCCAGUUUCACCAUACUCUGUUAGAUCAAAACAGGGAAUUAGUUGACUUCUAACACAUCUGCCAAGAAUUUAAUAUGGAGAUGACGUAUAAUUGAUGACAUUACAAUGUAACAGGGCUGUAAUUUUAUUAUCAGAGUGGAACUUUAUCAACUACCUAUGUAUAGAAGUUGGGGGUGGACGUAAAAAGGCCUCGCAUAUUUCUCCAUCUACCUAUGUGACAAAAUAAUGCUUGCAUGCAUGCUUUCAUUGUUCAUAUUUGAAUCCCAACAUUGUGAAAAAGACUAGUAAAACAUCAAAAAGUGUAGCAAUAAAAAGUAGGGUCAUUGAGCCUGUUCGCGGCCCUGUGA